AUAACUGUUUCCUGCUUAGGGAGAGGAUACAGGUCUUUAUUAAAGCAGCUGUGUGCAUUUCAACAAAUUAGUGCGCAUCUGAAGAGGAAUAAACAUGGGGAAAACAGUCACUGCGCUUCACGGGCUUCUCCUCACGCUGGGACUAGUCGCGGCUCAAGCAGAAAAAGCAGGGGAAGCUCUGCCAAACUGGCUUACGGGAAUCAUCGCCGUUGGUGUGUUCCUCUUUCUGAUCUUCAUCGCCUUCCUUGUAAACAAAGCCUGGUGUGAAGAUGCAAGCAAACCAGAAGCAGUGCACAAUGAAUACGCCAUGACUAAUGGAUCAACCCGUGAAACCAGUCUUGACGCAGUCAGGAGCAGCGAAGACCCUAAAGCAUACGAGAAUGUGGUCGUUCACCAAACCGAUGAAAAAGUGACCGAGAUGUAAUUUGAAGGAAAUGUCUGCAAUCAGCCAAGCCAGCACGCCAUGUUAACCUUACUUUUUUGUAAUAAGUUAUCAUUUUAAUAGCUGACACGGCUCAUCUUGUACCAAAGGUUAGCAGUGAUAUUUACAGGUUUUUUUCAAUCGACUAUACAUUAACUGUAGUUAAUUCUAGAGGACAUUUGUUGUUGUAACAGUUUGUGAAUAUGCUAUUUUUGAAAAUUUUAAUGCUCAGUAAGGCUGCAUUUAUUUGAUCAAAUAUACAGUGAAAUAUUAUUCAUUUAAAAUAACCGUUUUCUAUUAUAAUAUAUUUUUAAAUGUAUUUUUUUUUU
Labeo rohita (rohu) is the source of this 750-nucleotide messenger RNA. It is a transcript of the gene pdzk1ip1, whose product is annotated as PDZK1 interacting protein 1. The record is from RefSeq and is a predicted model, not a curated record. The coding region runs from base 95 to 424 and encodes 109 amino acids. Lineage: Eukaryota; Metazoa; Chordata; Actinopteri; Cypriniformes; Cyprinidae. The transcript is spliced from 4 exons.